AAUGAGCAACAAUUAGCUUAAGAUUUAUCAUUUCAAAAAGUAUUGUACAAUAAAGUACUUAAAAAUGAAGUCACUUGUUGGUUUUGUGAUUUUUUCGGCCAUUUUUGGUCUUACAAUUGGGUAUCCUACUCGAGUUGAGAGGGAUCCAGAACAAGGAGAUUACUUUGAGGGCGAUAUUGAGCUUUCACCAGAACAAAAGAUGGCAAUUGAAGGAAAAGCUCGAAACGGUUUGAUAGCCGAACAAUUCCGUUGGCCUGACAAAAAUAUCUUCUACAAGUUUACUGAAGGACAUUUUGAUAAAGCUCAUAAAAAUCACGUCCUUCGUGGUAUGCAAAUGAUCGAAGAAGUAUCUUGCAUUCGCUUUCUUCCAGCUAACAAGUCCAUCAAAACCUUUAUCAAUAUAACAAGCUUGGAAACAGGUUGCCAUUCAGCUGUUGGAUUUCAAAAUAAACAACAAAAUGUAAAUUUCGAAUUCAACGAAUUGGAUAAAGGAUGUUUCCGUCUAGCUUCAAUUGUUCAUGAAUUCUUGCAUUCUUUGGGCUUCUAUCAUCAACAAAGUGCAUCAGAUCGUGAUGAAUUUGUAAAAAUUGCAUUUGAAAAUAUUUCCGAUGGUCAUGAGCAUAAUUUCGAAAUUUACAAUUCUUCAGUUGUUGAAGAUUUUGGUGUUGCAUAUGAUUAUGGAAGUGUUAUGCAUUACAGUUCAACAGCAUUUUCGAAAAAUGGAGAAAAGACUAUUAUUCCAAUUCUCGAUGAAAAUAUUGAAAUUGGCCAAAGGAGGGGAAUGAGUGCAAAGGACAUUUACAAAUUAAAUUUAAUGUACAAAUGUCCAAUUCCAAUAAUGUGAUUUAUUUUAGUGAAACAAGUGAAAACUAGUCAAAAUAGUGGUUAAGAAAAAAAUUUAAUUAGAAAUAAGUAGAUAGUAAUAUUUUUUAAGAAGAGAAAAAAGUGUAACGAGAGAUUAUCUGUUUAAAGAUCGGAUUUCUAUACGAAUUGUAUUAAAUUAGAAAUAAAUCAUAAAUAUUAAAAAUAUUGAAAAAUUAUAUUUCUGUUUAACAAGUGUUUAUUUUUGA
Episyrphus balteatus (marmalade hoverfly) is the source of this 1070-nucleotide messenger RNA. Its product is annotated as seminal metalloprotease 1-like. Lineage: Eukaryota; Metazoa; Arthropoda; Insecta; Diptera; Syrphidae. The record is from RefSeq and is a predicted model, not a curated record. The transcript is spliced from 2 exons. The coding region runs from base 65 to 844 and encodes 259 amino acids. Gene Ontology annotation, molecular function: zinc ion binding; metalloendopeptidase activity. Gene Ontology annotation, biological process: proteolysis.